Messenger RNA from Bombus pascuorum, 4859 nucleotides. RefSeq names its product hypoxia up-regulated protein 1 (gene Grp170). Gene Ontology annotation, molecular function: ATP-dependent protein folding chaperone; ATP binding. Bases 168 to 3062 code for a protein of 964 amino acids. NCBI's taxonomy places the organism in Eukaryota, Metazoa, Arthropoda, Insecta, Hymenoptera, Apidae. Gene Ontology annotation, biological process: cellular response to hypoxia; negative regulation of hypoxia-induced intrinsic apoptotic signaling pathway; endoplasmic reticulum unfolded protein response. The transcript is spliced from 9 exons. Gene Ontology annotation, cellular component: endoplasmic reticulum chaperone complex. The record is from RefSeq and is a predicted model, not a curated record.
UGUGCCACACAAACACAUGGUUCUUGUUCAGUUUGACGAAACAGUAAGAGGUGUACGUUGUUUUUCUUGUUUUAAACAAAUUAAAACGUACGCAGAUCUAUGUCCAAUGGUUUAAGGAUUAUAGUACUUUUGUCGUCAGACUAACGUUUUUAGAAUAAAAAGAAAAAAUGAAACCAGAUAAACUAAAUAUGUCUAUUAUUUGGUUGCUAUUGAUUACUAUUGCAUCUUUUAUUGACUAUAGCAAUGGGGUUGCGGUUAUGAGCAUUGAUAUGGGUAGUGAGUCAAUGAAAGUUGCUAUUGUUUCACCUGGUGUUCCUAUGGAAAUAGCUUUAAAUAAAGAGUCAAAGAGGAAGACACCAGUUACAAUUGCAUUUAGAAAUGGGGAAAGAAGUUUUGGAGAAGAUGCUCAAGUAGUGGGAAUCAGAUCACCUCAAAACAGUUUUUCUUAUAUUCUAGAUCUUUUAGGGAAAAGUAUAGAUAAUCCUAUGGUAGAGCUUUAUAAGAAAAGAUUUCCAUAUUAUCAUAUUAUAUCUGAUGAUGAACGUAAAACAAUUGCAUUUAGACUGGAUGAAAAUACCACAUAUACUCCAGAAGAAUUGCUUGCACAAAUUUUGCAUAAAGGAAAAGAAUUUGCAGAAAAUUCAGCUGGUCAAAAGAUCAGUGAAGCAGUAAUAACUGUUCCAGGGUUCUUUAAUCAAAUUGAAAGAAGAGCCCUUGUGCAAGCAGCUGAUCUUGCAGGAAUCAAAGUUUUGCAGCUUAUUAAUGAUUAUACUGCAGUUGCGUUAAAUUAUGGAAUUUUCCGUAGUAAAGAGAUAAAUGACACUGCACAUUAUGUAAUGUUCUAUGACAUGGGAGCUAGUAGUACAACUGCAACAAUUGUCAGUUAUCAGAAUGUGAAAACAAAGGAAAAAGGAUUUGUUGAAACUAAUCCUCAUGUUACUAUUUUGGGUGUGGGUUAUGAUCGUAUUUUAGGAGGGCUAGAAGUGCAAAUUAGAUUACAACACCAUUUGGCAAAAGAAUUUGAUGCUCUAAACAAAACAACAAGCUCUGUAUUUAGUAAUUCAAGAGCAAUGGCAAAACUUUUUAAGGAAGCUGGCCGUGUUAAGAAUGUAUUAAGUGCAAAUACUGAUCAUUUUGCUCAAAUUGAAGGAUUAAUAGAGGAACACGACUUUAGAUUGCAAGUUACCAGAGACAAACUAGAAGAACUUUGUGCUGAUUUAUUUGAGCGAGUAGCAAAUCCAAUUAAGAUUGCUUUAAAAACAUCAGGUUUAACAAUGGAUGUUAUGUCUCAAGUUGUAUUAGUGGGGGCUGCGACCAGAAUGCCAAAAAUACAAGAGCAUCUAAGUCAGUAUCUAACAGUUGAAUUGUCUAAAAACAUCAACACAGAUGAGGCAGCUGCAUUAGGUGCAGUAUAUAAAGCUGCAGAUCUUAGUAAAGGGUUUAAAGUAAAGAAAUUUGUUACUAAAGAUGCUGUACUGUUUCCUAUACAUAUUGUCUUUGAUAGAACAGUUGAUAACAGAGUGAAACAAGUAAAAAAAUCAUUAUUUAGCAAAAUGAAUCCUUAUCCACAGAAGAAAAUUAUCACAUUUAAUAAAUACACAGAAAAUUUCCAAUUUCAUAUCAAUUAUGCUGAAUUAGAUUACUUAUCACCUAAUGAAAUAGCUGUUAUUGGUAAUUUCAAUUUGUCUACUAUAACUUUAUCUGGUAUAAAUGAAGCACUAGAUAAACAUGCUAAAGAUGGAGCAGAAAGUAAAGGGAUUAAAGCACAUUUUGCCAUGGAUGAAAGUGGCAUACUUAAUUUGGUGAAUGUAGAAUUAGUAUCAGAAAAAUCAAGUUCAACUCCUGACGAAGAAGAGGGUACUUUUUCAAUACUUGGCUCAACUAUUAGUAAACUUUUUGCAGGGUCAGAAGACAAAGAUGGAAAAACAGAGGAAUCAUUAAAAGAAGAUACAAAGCCAGUUCAUGAAGAACCUGAAUACUCUGAUCUAAAAAAAGAGCCAGAAGAUAAAACAAAAAAGAAAAAUGAGAGUACAGUUGCUGAGGAUAAAACAGUAAAUAAAACUGAGAAAGUAGAAAAAGAGAAAGAAAAAAAGCCCACGAUUAUAACGAUUAAAGAACCUAUCAAAGCAGAUGAAAUCAAGUUAGGAUCACAGAUACUUUCUGGAAACAAACUUGUUGAAUCUCGAGAGAAAUUGCAUCGUUUAGAUGUGUAUGAUUUCGAGAAAACAAAACGUGAAACAGCUUUAAAUAAUUUGGAAACAUUUAUAAUUGAUGCUCAACAAAAAUUAGAAUCCGAAGAAUAUGCCGCUGCUGCUACUUCUCAAGAAGCAGAAAACAUACUUAAAGCAUGUUCUGAGAUUUCUGAGUGGCUAUAUGAAGAUGGAUUCAGUGUAACUGCUGAAAUAUAUGAGGAAAAAUUGUCACAACUCCAGAAACUUACUAAUGAUGUAUAUGAACGCGUGUAUGAACAUAGAGAACGCCCAGAAGUAUUAAAAGGCAUGGCUUCUAUGUUAAAUGGAAGUACAACGUUUUUAAAUAAUAUGCGCAAUUUAAGCUUAUCGAGUGAAAUCUUCACUCAAGUUGAGAUAGAAACAUUAGAGAAAGUAAUUAAUGAAACUCAGGAAUACUAUGACACAAUUAUCAAGUCGUUUGCUGAGACAGCUUUAUACGAAACAGUGAAAUAUAAAGUUCGUGAUAUUGCAAAUAAACUGGCAUUGCUUGAUAGAGAAGUGAAGUAUCUUAUAAAUAAGGCAAAAAUAUGGAGACCAAAGCAAGAAUCUGCUACAAAUCAUACAGAGAGCACAAAUGAGAAUGCAACAAAUCAUACAGAGAGCACAAAUGAGAAUGCAACAAAUACGAAAGAAGGACCGGAAUCUGAAUCUGUUCUUAAAUCAACAGCUGAUUCUGAAACGGAAAAUUUUCAGAACGAAGAUACGUCUGAAAAUAGAGAAGUACAAAACGAAAAAUCAUUAGAUUCAGAAGAAUCAACAGAUUCAUCAAAGGAUAACGAACCUGAGAUGAUUCAUGAAAAUACUCAAGAAGGAAUACAUCAAGAACUUUAAAAAAAAAUUUAUUUUAAAGUGUGUGAUUCUUAUUAUUGGCCGAUCGCAUCUCGGUUAAUACGUUACAUAAUUGACUAGAUUUCAUUAUAUGCAAGCUGAUGGAUCCACACAAGGAAGAUAUCACUCACUAGAUAGAACAUUGAUAGAGAAAUGUAAUAACACUCUAAUAGUGUUUUUGUGCGGAAACUGCAGAAAAUUUAAAAAAAUACAUCAUUUCCAGGAACUUGUUGAAAAGUUACUUUCUCUUUGAUUUCGAUGAUUUUGGAAUAUGUCGUAAAGUUCAACAUUUUGAGUAGCUUUUCUUACACAUAUAAUCGGCAAUUGGUCUUAGUUUUUGAGUUAUACGUAAAAAUAACCCGCCGCUUCCCCUUAGUUUUCAAGUUGGGUUGAAUUAGUAGUAAUAUUAAUCCCCUUAACGGUAUUAAUAUAAACAAUGCUUGAUUAAUAUUAUUACUGACUCAAUCCACAUUGAAAACUAAGGCGGUGAAAUAUUUUUGCAUAUAACUUCAAAACUAAGACCGAUCGUCGGUUAUAAGUAUAGGAAAAGUUGUUCAAAAUAUUGAAUUUUACAGCAUAUUUCAACAAGUUCCCCGAAAUGAUGUAUUUUUUCAAAUUUCCUACGAUUUCCGCGCAAAACCACUAAUGUUGUUAGAUUUUUCUAUCGAUGCUCUAUCUAAUGAACGACAUCCUGCUUAUCGGGAUCCAUCACCUUGCAUAUAAUGAAAUUUAGUCAGAUAAUUUGUUAUGUUAUAGAACAGAUUUACGAGUGCAUUUAAAAACUAAAAUCAGAUACGAAAAAUUAUGUGUUAUUGUGGCUGGAUGAAUUAUUUUGCGAAUGUGAAUACUAAAUGUUAUUUUAGUUAAUUUCGUAUAUUUGUAUAAGACUAAAUACGGAACAUGUAAUUCGUUUCAAAACUAUAAAAAAAAAAAGAUACCCGACCAUCAUAUAAAAAAUCAUAAAAGAAUUUGUUUUCUUAAGUGCCAAGUAGUAACAGGUUUGAAUAAUAAUUGAAUAGUUUUAAACGAUCAUUAUCAAAGAGCAUUGCAUCUACUAAACAAAUAAAUUACCAGUAUGAAGUCAUUAUUUACAAAUGACAUCGCUUUACAUAUUUGGUCGGACUUCGUCUACUGUGAAUAUAUUUAAUUGUGAUACUUGAUACUAUAUUCUUAGAUAUGCUCUAUGCUGUAGCUUAAAACUGAUUUUCUACAAGCAUCUACAUCAAGCAUUAUAAUUACAUAUACAUACAUAUGGGACAACAUCUUUACUAAAAAAAUUCAAUUCUUUUUUUUACUCAUUUUUUUUUGUUACAUUCCUGAUUAUUAAUCCUCGUUACAAAACGCCUAACCUCACAGCACCUUAUACGUGCCCCACUAUAUCUAUAGUAUAAUUCCUUUUAUAGUGCAACUAUAUAUUUUAUUUUGUUAUAAUCAAACGUAUGCUGUUCGUUAUAACGCCAAUUAAACUAAGCGAGGUAAAACUAUAUUUAACAAUGUUAUUUGUUUAAAGCGAGUUGCAAUUUGUGUGUAAACUAACUUGUUUUUUUUUUAUGAAUUUGUUGCAAAUUGAUUAGAACCAUUCCAAAUGAAUCUAAUUGUAAUUUAAAUUUAUAAAUUAUAAUAUUUAUUUUUUUGGGCGAAUAAAGGAGUCUGUAAGGUAUUACCAAAGGAGGUGAAAAUUAAUAUUAUUUUCAGUUAAUACAUCGUCAAAUUUGAUAAUUGUAAGAAAAUAUAGAUACACGAAGUCUUCCUACAAUCAUAUGUCGAAUAAAAUAAAUUAUAAUUGUUUAUUUAUUUUUA